CACCAAAUGUAGCAUAUCGUAUACCGUUUAAGCGCGCAAAAUAAGCAAAAACCAAAUUGCUAAAAACAAAUUGUGGUUAAAAAAAAAAAUCAUUCAAAACUGCACCUUUGAAUUCUAACUAAUCAAUUUCCCCUCUCAAGCUGAAUCUUUGUCCUACCACCAAAACUCCAACUUCAUUGUUUUCAUCUAUCAAAAAACAGAACAACAAAGAAAUUCAUAAUAGAUGGCGCUACACAACAAUCUGAAGCUGUUCUAUCUCCUCUUCUUCUCCUCUCUCGUCCUCCCCCACCAUUUAGCACAACCCGAGGUGUCCCCGAGCCCGGCGCCCGACUCCUCAGGUUCAUCACCGGGGCCGGCCCCAUCGCCAUUUGAUUACGCAGAUGAUGAAAUAGAAACUCAAGAGUUUUCCAUCUCACUACCUCCAUCAUCCUCAGAAACCCCAUCCAUCGCUCCGAGUGCAGAUGGCUCCAUCGAAUUCGAUUUCUCACCAGCCCUCGCCCCAUCAGGUGAUGCCGAUCCAGCGUUGGAGAACAUCUGCGACUCCACGGACUAUCCUUCCCUUUGUCUGUCCACAGUCGCUCCCUACUUAGACGGGGAGACCGACAUUCAAUCUGUCCUCGACGUGGCCAUCCAGGCCGGAGCUCAAUUCUCAAAAUACGGGCAGGCCACAGCACAGAAACUCGCUGGAAACCCGGGGAACCCACCUCAGCACGCUUCCGUCCUCAACGACUGCAAGGACGGUUUUGAAAACGCGGCGGACAACUAUGCCAAGGCCGGUGACGCCCUCGCCGAGCAAGACAAAGGCACCGUGAAUAGCAUGCUGAGUGCCGUCAUAACAUACAUUGGAGACUGUCAGGAGACGAUCUCAAAGGAUUCCCCAUUGUACAGCCUUACUGAUAGGCUGAUCAACAUGACGAGUAACUGCCUCGCUAUCAGCUCUCUCAUCAAUUGAAACUCAUAGCCAUAGAGCAGCUUCAAGCAUAGAUAUCAUGUGCAUUGCAACAUCUCUGAGUUCUUGUUGCGCCAGAGCAAGUAAAGAUGUAGAAAGAACUAGCAAGACUCAAACUAUAGUCAACCAUUUUUUCUGGUGAUUCUACAGGUUUUGUUUUCAGAGACAGCCCUGUUGAACAAGAAUAGCUGCAACUAUUUAACAUUCUUACAAAUUCUUCUCCCGUUCUUCGUGUAAAAAUCACCCUUUGUUAAAGUUCUUGAACUUUUAUUCUAGCAGCAACAUGGUUCUAAAUUUCUAAUAUACUAGACAACAAUAUCUCCAUCACAAGUGAGCAAAUAAUAGGUCAAUACAACAAUAAGCUUAUUUGACAAACAGGAAAGGUAAUCAACUUCAUAAUCAACUCCAAGAGCUUAUAAGCUCUUUAAAAUAAGCUUAGCCAAACACCCUCUAAGUAGAUUUCGUGCAAAGUUGAGGUUACCAAGCCAAUCGAAACUAAAAGAUGAGUAAUGCUUGGGUAAAUGGAUUUGUCGGUGUCUACAUAUCCUAAUGAAUAUUAAGCACGAGUAUACUCUUUCCUGUAUCACCGUUGCAAAGUGAAGAUGUAGCAACAGGUAGCAAAGCUCAAGCUAUAAAAUCAUUCUUCCUGGUGAAUCCGCAGGUUUUCAGAUGCAAACAUGUUGAAUAAGAAUAGCUGCUGCAAGUAUCUAACUUCUCUUCUUCUUCUUCUUCUUCUUCAUGUAAAAGUCAGUAAAUCACCAAUUCUUGACCUUUUAUUUAAACACCAAAAUGUGUACAAUAUACUGGCAAACAAUAUCUUCAUCAUAUAAUUGAGCAGAUAAACAGACAGUAAAAUAAUAAGCUAAGAUGACAAACGAAAAGCAAAAGUUCCACCAUUGGAAAUCAUCAAUCUAAAACAGAGAUGCAGCCUUGAUUGAGUAUGAUGGUGAAACUAAAGUUUCAACAUAAGCACCGACCGCAAUGAAUUCAGCCGCGUCCCUAACCUUGGGAUACCUAAACGAGGAAUCCCUUGCAUCAAAUAUGACAAAAGUUGAACCACAAAGCAACAGGACCCGACCAUCCUUGAGCACAUACGAUGCCCUCUUAUAGGUAUACUUGAGGAAAUCAUCAAUGUAAGGAAUUGUAAGCAGCUUGGUCCAAUCCUGGCCUCCCAUGAUCCACACAUCCGCACCAGUCAGGUGACUGCACAGCACGUACAACGAGCCCUCAGGCUCACACACUCCCAACCUCGAGUAAUACCCACUCUUCACAUAGCUCGGCAUUUGCAGUAUCUCAUACUCGUCCUUCUCCAAAUCAAGGAACACAAUAUCCAAACCGGAGUCUAACUCGUAACCUUGGCUUGCAAUCCAAUACAGCUUUCCAUUCGUAAACGCCCCCGGAGCAUCCAUCAACCAACGCCCCUCAAAAUUCUUGAUCCUCUUCCACUCAUCAUUCCUCAAACUAUAAACUUUCACGAUCACCUCAGGCAAAUCCCUAUUGUUAUUGAAAAAACCCACCACUUUAUAAUCAUCACUCGAUUUAUCAUAACCGAAACCAAAAGCAAAAUAACCACCAAUAUUUAUUUUCAUAUCGAACUCGGGCAGCUUUUUGCUGAUUCUCGUGGAUGGGUUCCACAAAAUCAUUUCUUUUCUAUCUAUCAACAGACAAACUAAACCAUUACAUGAACCCACCACCCAAAAUGAAUUUAUUUCGGAUUGAGCUGUGUAACUCAAAUCGAAUGCUUCAGAAAGAGGUUCAUACAGCAUCGAAUUAACUGAACAUUGCUUGAGUUUACCUCGACAGUUGAGAAUGAGUCUGUGGGUGGUGAAAUUUAGGUCUAAUUUUGAGUUUUCGAGAUGGGUUGCGACGAAUUGUUGGCUGGAAAUUAGGGCUCGCCAUGAUCUGCAGACGCACUUGAAUUUCAAGAGUGGUUUUAGUGGUAGCCUCGUGAGAAUUUCGAUUAUGACGUCGUUUGGGAGCUUGGGAAUUGCAAUGGUAGGAUCCUCCAUGGCUGAAGAGAUUUAUUUUGCGUAGGAUCUGAUUUUAGAAAAUUGAGUAGUGAGGAGAGGAAUACCGAGUGGUAGGAUCAACCAUUUUAUGGAUUGAUUGAAGAAGACUUUGCUAAGUCCACGUUCAGU
Molecule: messenger RNA, 3087 nt
Organism: Salvia miltiorrhiza (redroot sage)
Lineage: Eukaryota; Viridiplantae; Streptophyta; Magnoliopsida; Lamiales; Lamiaceae
Product: pectinesterase 3
Exons: 1
Coding region: 224-952 (242 amino acids)
Molecular function (GO): enzyme inhibitor activity
Source: RefSeq, a predicted model, not a curated record